GUCCCUUCUUUCAAACUUUAAAACCCUUGGGCGAAAGGUUUUCAAGUCUCCCUCUUUCACGCCUCUAAAGCCCUACUACUGGUAUUAUUCACAAGCAUCGUUUUCAGCAGAACUGAUGAAUCCUAUCGAGGAAUCCGAUGUGGGCAUAUCUUGCUUCAUUUCUCAGCUCCCCGGAUUCCGCGGAAUCCUCAAACAAAGGUAUUCUGACUUUAUUGUAAAUGAAGUGGAUUUGGAAGGCAAUGUUGUUCAUUUAACUUCAUUAGAUGCUCCCCAGGAGGUACAUGAAGAAAAGGAGGUAAAGGUUACUAAUCCACUCGACAGAAGCUAUGCAAAUGAGAUAGAAUAUUUCAGAUCGCUUGCCACCUGUGAUUCUGAUGCUGACAAGCUCAAAAGUUUUAUAGACAAAAUUAGUUCAGGCGCCGAUGUCAGUGAUGAACACAUACUUCUUACACCGAGCUCUGAUAAAUCACGUCGGACAGAGAUUCAUAAUUUUAUCAAGGAAAAGAUGAGAUUUCUUGUUACAGACACUGUUGAUGGGCCCGAUAACUCCUCAAAGUGUAUUCGUGUAAGGUUGAAUGUUGGAGGUAAUAGCGGGAGGGGUAAAAAUUCCAGGAAAAGGAAAGAUCGAGGUGAAAAGCCCUAUGAUAGUAGAGGUUCAGAUCAUUGGCCCCAAGAGCUUGGCAAGUUUCUUAGAUUUCAUCUUUACAAGGAGAACAAGGAUACACAGGAUGCUCUAGGUCUUAUUGCAAAGAUGCUUGGCAUUCAGCCUAGGUCAUUUGGAUUUGCUGGUACAAAAGAUAAACGUUCCGUUUCGACACAAAGGGUGACUGUCUUCAAGCAACGGGCAAACAAAUUGGCAGCUCUCAAUGAAAAGUUGAUUGGAAUCAAAGUUGGUGACUUUUGUUAUGCUAAUGAGGGGCUUCUACUUGGGCAGCUUUAUGGGAACCGAUUCACUAUAACAUUGAGGGGAGUAAUUGCAGAGUCAGAUGAUAUUAUUAAAGCCUCUGCAGCUGCACUCGGAAAGAAUGGUUUUAUUAACUACUUCGGGCUGCAGGUACUUUAUUUCUGUUUCUAGUUUUUUAAUAUUUACCAACUCUCUUUCUACACUCAAAGUAUGCUAUAGUUAUGUCAUCGGCCCAAAGUGGCCCACUUGUAGACAACUGAGAAUUAGGAGACCAGAUUAGGGUUUCGGCCGGCCCAAAUGGUUUUAAGCCCAGUUUGCUAUAACUUGUCCAGCAAGGGUUAAACCCUAAUUAGUUGUCUAUAUAUUUGAUCUCCUGUACUUGUAAUCAUCAUCACUCAAUAAUACAAACCCUAGUUGCCCCUGUGGAUGUAGGUCAGAUUAGACCGAACCACGUUAAAUCUCGUGUUCUCUAUUGCUUUCUUGCUUUCUAUUCGUGUGUGUGUGCUUUUGUUCUUAACAACUGGUAUCAAAGCCUAGGUCAUACACACAGAUCUGCCUCCACUGCCAACCCUAGCGACUCUAGGGUUUCUGCCGACACAUCAGAAGACCACCGAGAUAGUCAUCUGUGGGCAGUCCGAACAACCUUACUGUUCAGUUUGCUGCUGCAAUUUUCGAGGUCAGUUCUGGUUGUUUGUUUCAAUCUGGUCUCACGUGUUCUCUGGUCAGAUUUUUGGAUACUCAGAAGACAUGGUGUCUGAGGACGGAAAGAUCAGGAUAGAGAAGUUUGAUGG
Messenger RNA from Cuscuta campestris, 1695 nucleotides. The record is from the annotation of a GenBank genome assembly. NCBI's taxonomy places the organism in Eukaryota, Viridiplantae, Streptophyta, Magnoliopsida, Solanales, Convolvulaceae.